UAUUUAGUUUAUUUAUAUAUACAUUUUAUUUUUAAUGUUCUUUUUUGUUAUAGCACCUUGUAUAUUGCGUAUGCUGCAGUAUGUAUUAAAAGAAGAAAUUUUUCUAGAAGGUAUAAAAGUAUACAUGAAAAAACAAUGGAGUAAUUUAGAUGAUUUCUGGGAUCUGAUGCAAUCUGUUUUGGAUAAACAGCAGAAUACGGACAGAGGAUAUAUUUCUUUGAAAAACCUGAUGGAUCCUUGGGUAAAGAAAAAGCAAUACCCUGUUCUUAAAUCACACACAGAGCUUAAUAGCAAUAUGAAGAAACUUAAUGUAAUAAUGGAAAAUAUGUCUGGAACAUUCAAAAUACCAGUGACAUACAUUAGGCUACCAAAACCUAAUUUCCAUAAUAUUUUACCAAAGUUUUGGAUAUACUUUAAAAGUGUAGUAAGACUGACAUUUGUGUUCCCAUAUGUUACAUGGUUGCUACUUAAUCUGCAACAGACUGGAUAUUAUCGUGUAAAUUAUCAAAAAAAUGACUUGUUAGAAAUUGGAGGAUAUCUUCAUACCAAGAAUUAUACGAAUAUUCAUGUCCUCAAUCGUGCUCAAAUCAUUGAUGAUACGUUUCAUUUUGUAACAACAGGCGAAUUUGAUUCACCUGCCACAUUCUGGUAUCUUGUAGCAUACUUACAUCAAGAAUUAGAUUAUAUAGCAUGGUAUCCCAUGUUUAAAGCUAUGGAACGUAUGUCAUUCAUUAUACCGUUUAAUGAAAGUAUUCAUUUCAAGACAAAAAUACUCGGCCUAUUGCGUCCACUCCUCCAAAAAAUAGGUUACGAGGAGUUCAACAUUGAUGAAGACGAUCUCACUAAAUGUUUAAAGCAGGAAGCUGUAAAAUGGGCAUGUGUUCUUGGUGAUAUUGAAUGUAAGAAAAUGGCUGAGAGAAAAUUGGAAUGGCAUUUAUCGAAUAAGACAAGUAACUAUCUUUUACCAUGGUGGAGAAAAUGGACAUAUUGUAAUGGUUUGUCGAUAUCUACAACUUCUUUUUCGAAAGUGUUUCAUAAUUUGAAUGACAUUUUUGAAACGAAUAAUUCGAAAAUAUUAGAAUAUUUGGCCUGCACUAAUAAAACUUCUGAUAUUCAACUUGCUGUAUUAGGCAAAAAUCUUUCUUCAGAAAAUAAUCCAAGAAAAAAUAUUAUUGUUAGAAACUGCAUUAGCGUAUUCUUUGAUGUUAUUCUGAGACAUGCUAAAGACAAGUUACUUCACGUCAUAAUAAGCCAUUGGGAAAAAUUAAACUAAAAGAAAUUAAUGAAAUUGCAAUCUUAAUAACUAUCAUAAAUAAUGCUUAUUCUGAGGCACAACUUACUGAGGUAAAUAUUAUUAAACAUAAUAUUUUUAUUAAAUUCUCUUA
Molecule: messenger RNA, 1385 nt
Organism: Pogonomyrmex barbatus (red harvester ant)
Lineage: Eukaryota; Metazoa; Arthropoda; Insecta; Hymenoptera; Formicidae
Product: aminopeptidase N-like
Biological process (GO): proteolysis; peptide catabolic process
Cellular component (GO): membrane; cytoplasm
Molecular function (GO): metalloaminopeptidase activity; zinc ion binding; peptide binding
Source: RefSeq, a predicted model, not a curated record